Amyelois transitella is the source of this 1322-nucleotide messenger RNA. Its product is annotated as methionyl-tRNA formyltransferase, mitochondrial. Gene Ontology annotation, cellular component: mitochondrion. Gene Ontology annotation, molecular function: methionyl-tRNA formyltransferase activity. The coding region runs from base 15 to 1061 and encodes 348 amino acids. Gene Ontology annotation, biological process: biosynthetic process; conversion of methionyl-tRNA to N-formyl-methionyl-tRNA. The record is from RefSeq and is a predicted model, not a curated record. Lineage: Eukaryota; Metazoa; Arthropoda; Insecta; Lepidoptera; Pyralidae. The transcript is spliced from 5 exons.
AAUCAUUAUAAACAAUGACAUUAAAACUUUAUAACCUCAAAUCUCGAAUUUUCCGAUAUUUUAAUAUAAAAAAGUAUGCUUAUAACAGAAAAUUUAGCACACGUAAUUAUUAUAAUGUGUUAUUCUUCGGAUCUGACAACAUAGCCCUCAGUAGUUUGAAGAAAGUUAAUGAUUUCAGAAAAAAGGAAAAUGUGAUCAAGAAAUUGGACUUGGUCAUCACAAACACUUCUAAACACAAAACCGAAAUCGAAAACUAUGCGUUCUCAGAAGGGUUAAAAACCAUAAAUUGGCCUCUAUCAAAUCUUCGUACAGCAGAAUAUGAUGUUGGAUUAAUCGUGGCUUUUGGUCAUUUAAUCAAAGAUGACAUUCUUGAAAAGUUCCCAUUAGGGAUGAUAAAUGUUCACCCGAGCUUAUUGCCUCGCUGGAGAGGUGCUGCACCAAUUAUUUACACACUGCUGUAUGGAGAUAAAGUUGCUGGUGUCUCACUUAUGAAAAUAAAACCAAAUAUUUUUGAUGUAGGUGAAAUUAUAAGUCAGAAAACUGUCCCAGUGUCCAGAGAUAUCAAGCAACCCGAAUUGACAGCCCAGCUUUCAGAAAUUGGUGCCAAUAUGUUAGUAGAAUGCCUGAGGACUCUACCUGAUAGUCUUAAGAACUCAAAACCUCAAAGUUCAGAAGGAGUUACCUAUGCAAAAAAAAUUAACAGAUCGAUAAGUGAAGUAAGAUGGGCAGAAAUGGAUGCUAUACAAGUAUACAACCUUUACCGAGCUAUUUACGGAAUAUAUACCUUAACUACCAAGUUUAAAGACAAGCAAAUGAAAUUAUUCAAUGCAUUUAUCACAAAUCCAGAAGAAAUUGCAGAUAGUAGUGUUCCACCAGGCACACUUCAAUAUUGUAAUAAAAAUGAAUCUGUAAAAAUAUUAUGUAGAGAUAGAAAAUAUGUUCAUUUUAAAUCAGUUCGAAUAGUUGGUAAGAGAGAAAUAUCUGCAGUUGACUUUUAUAAUGGAUAUAUCAAGAAUUUACCGACAGAGAAAAGAAAAUAUCUUUGUUGCGUUACAGCUUAGUAAAUUGUUAUACCUAGUUAUGACUUUUGUUUUAUUACCUGUCGUGUAUCGGCAACUGGUCUUUGGAAACGCCACAAGUGAUAGCUAGUUUUUCCAAAUUAAUUAUAUGACUUUUUUACACAGUUUCAGAUUAUUUAUUGGAACUACCUGUCUGAUUUGUCUUCAAUUUUAUUUAUAAACAUUGACAAGUACAAGAUGGAAAAGAUCAUAGAAAUUGCUUUAAAAAUACAUUUACCCAAGAGAUUCAAAAUUUAAUAGGAG